CCCGACGUUCCCGUAUUGUUUGUAGCGAAGUACGGAACUAUUCAGACGGUGACGGUGAAUCCUUCUUUUGCUCCUCACAGACACCAAUGACCAACCCCACACCCACAGCACAAGGGAAAUCACUCGGGAUCUGCUGUUUCCACCUCUCUCGCGAAUGACAAGAGAAAUAUUCCCUGUCUCGUGAUAGAGGUGUGGGAAACAUCGUCCACGGUGUGGGAUGAGUUUGAGUGAUCCGAAUUCAAUCUGGCCCACACAAACUCUGAUGAGAUAUUAGAUGUGGAUAGAGUUUGUGUGAACAAGAGAUCCGGACUCAUCCGAAUUCCGUUGCUGAUUAGCAACUCCCGUAAACGGACAGUUACGCAAAUAAACGACAAGUCGCGCUUUUUGGCAUUGGCAGUUGAAUUUUGAAUUCAAGAGGUUAUGAUGCUCAUGCGGUUAUGCCAUGGGGAUGAUGGGACUGACUUGACUGAGAGAAGCGUCGCCUCCUUUUGCUUUUCACAUUUUGGGAUGCAAUCUAUAUAUAUUAUAUAUAUAAACCAUCCUCCUCUCCUCUUAUCUAUGAAUUAAAGCGGAGAACCAGCAACCUCUUGUCUUGUUUUCAUUUGCCAAUAAAACAGAAUAAUGGCUUUGACGAUGGUAGGAACCCGUCUUGAGCAGUCUGUAACUCCUACUGCCCUUCGAUCAUACCUCGCUGAGUUCAUAUCCACAUUCCUCUUCGUCUUUGCUUCUGUUGGAUCCACCAUCUCAUCCCGGAAGUUAAUGCCGAAUGCUGUGCCCGAUCCAUCUAGUCUAGUGGCCAUUGCCAUUGCUAAUGCAUUUGCAUUAUCAUCAACAGUUUACAUGGCCGCCAACAUCUCCGGCGGCCAUGUGAAUCCAGCGGUGACCUUUGGAAUGGCCAUUGGUGGUCAUAUCAGCGUCCCGACGGCCAUGAUCUACUGGGUUGCACAGUUGCUGGCCUCCACCGUGGCAUGCCUUCUCUUGAAUAUUGUGGCUACCAUUGUUGGACAAGUAAUUCCGACGCAUGCAAUAGCGGAGGAGAUGACAGGCUUCGGAGCAGCGGUGGUGGAGGGUGUAAUAACAUUUGCAUUGGUUUACGCGUUUUAUGCAGCCGGAGAUGCAAGAAGAGGUCAGGUUGGAGUGAUCGGGCCUUUAGUGAUUGGACUAAUAGUGGGAGCCAAUACUUUGGCAGCAGCUCCAUUUACAGGUGGUUCGAUGAACCCGGCGUGUUCAUUCGGGUUAGCUCUUGUAAGUGGGAAUUUUAAGAAUCAAGGGGUAUAUUGGGCCGGACCCUUGAUCGGUGCAGCAAUUGCUGGACUUGUUUACGACAAUGUGAUGUUUCCCUCUCAGUCCUCAGAUGCAUCCCGUUUUAUGGUCGACGGAGGAGUGGGCCAGUAACUUUUUAGGGUUUAUGUAAGAGAUGGU
Messenger RNA from Nelumbo nucifera (sacred lotus), 1422 nucleotides. RefSeq names its product putative aquaporin TIP5-1. Gene Ontology annotation, biological process: water transport; transmembrane transport. The record is from RefSeq and is a predicted model, not a curated record. Gene Ontology annotation, molecular function: water channel activity. NCBI's taxonomy places the organism in Eukaryota, Viridiplantae, Streptophyta, Magnoliopsida, Proteales, Nelumbonaceae. Gene Ontology annotation, cellular component: membrane.